Rotaria sordida is the source of this 736-nucleotide messenger RNA. The record is from the annotation of a GenBank genome assembly. Lineage: Eukaryota; Metazoa; Rotifera; Eurotatoria; Philodinida; Philodinidae.
AAUUAACUAUUAUCAAUUACGUACAAGUAAUAUCUAUAAGGAUUUAUGUGAAAUGGCAAAACAUUUGACAACAAUUAAUCUUGAUAAUGUCACAGAAAAUGAACGUAAAACAUUAUUUAUCAAUCUGUAUAAUAUAUUAACAAUUCAUGGUAUUGUAUCAUUAACUGAUGUGCCAAAAUCUGUUCUUGAUUUAAAUCAAUUUUGGAAAACAACAUCAUAUAAAAUUGGUGCACAUUUCUAUUCAUUAGAUGAUAUUGAACAUGGCAUUUUACGAGGUAAUAAACCUCAUUCAAAUUGUACUCAACGUCAUUUUACAUUUAAUGAUCCUCGUGCAAAAUAUUCCAUGCGUCGUUGUGAUCCACGUAUUCAUUUUACACUUAAUCGUGGUUCACGUUCAUCUCCACAAAUAGCUAUUUAUUCAUCAACUAAUAUUGAAAAAGCUUUAAAUAUGGCAACAACAUCUUAUUGUAAUUCACAAGUUGAUAUUAUACCAGAAAAUCGUGAAAUUCGUUUAUCAAAAUUAUUUCUUUGGUAUAGGAAUGAUUUCGGUCGAUCAGAAACUGAUGUUUUAAGAUGGAUAACAAAAUAUAUUGAUGAACCAAAACAAUCAUUACUUAAAACAUUAAUGGAUAGACAAAGUUCAAAAGAUAAUUUACAUAUAUCAUAUAAAAUAUAUGAUUGGAUGUUAAAUCAUUAUGAUAGUCUAAUAUCUAAUAGAGUUAACAUCAAUAAUUAA